AUGACCAAAGAAAAACGUUUCCUGUGUAACGUGUGCUGCAAACAGUUCCAGCACAAAGGAAAUCUAAACUCUCACAUGAGGUCGCACACUGGGGAACGUCCUUACAGUUGCGAUGUUUGCGAGAAAAGGUUCUCAACUUCUGGAAUACUCAAAACACACAUGAGGACACACACCGGGGAGAAACCUUAUCUCUGCGAUACUUGCGGCAAACGCUUCUCUCACAUCGGCAUUCUUAAGAAUCACAUGCUGACACACUCUGGUGAGCGACCACACAGAUGCCCGAUACCAGACUGCGGUAAAGACUACAGCCGGGCUGCUAACCUCAAAAUCCACAUGAGAUCACACACAGGUGAACGUCCAUUCCGAUGUGAAUACCCGAAGUGUGACUGGACUUUCGUAUCGAAUGCUGAUCUGAAAGUGCACAUGAGAACACAUUCAGGAGCUAAAUCCUUCACCUGUAACGUGGAGAACUGCAAGAAAGAGUUCCUUUACAACCAGGACCUCAAAAACCAUAUCCUCUCGCACAAAGAAAUCAAUAUGUAA
Molecule: messenger RNA, 543 nt
Organism: Bolinopsis microptera
Lineage: Eukaryota; Metazoa; Ctenophora; Tentaculata; Lobata; Bolinopsidae
Product: zinc finger protein ZFMSA12A-like
Exons: 4
Coding region: 1-543 (180 amino acids)
Biological process (GO): embryo development; urogenital system development; regulation of transcription by RNA polymerase II
Cellular component (GO): nucleus
Molecular function (GO): DNA-binding transcription factor activity, RNA polymerase II-specific; RNA polymerase II transcription regulatory region sequence-specific DNA binding
Source: RefSeq, a predicted model, not a curated record